Molecule: messenger RNA, 462 nt
Organism: Aegilops tauschii subsp. strangulata
Lineage: Eukaryota; Viridiplantae; Streptophyta; Magnoliopsida; Poales; Poaceae
Source: RefSeq, a predicted model, not a curated record
AUGUUGGAGGCGGUGGCCGUUGGCAUGGCCAAAUCUUCCUCCACGGUCGGCGGUGGCGGCGGCGGAGGUGGAGGAAACGCCGCAGCCGAGGCUCCUUGGCUGCUGGAGGAGGUGGCCGGCCCUAGCUGCGAGUCGUCGGCCCGAGCCGCCGCGGCUUCCUUCGAGUUUUUGGCCGGCCGCGCCGCAAUUUCGGCCUGGUUCCGGCUGCGAUUAGCCGCCCGUUUUCGUACCUUCGGCGCCUUCGCAGGAACGGCCGGCGCGGGGGCGACAGGCCGGGGUGGUGCGAGUCCGGGGCGGCGGCGUGGACGCGGUGGCGGAGGGCGAGUUCGCCGCGGCGGCAGCGGCGGCGGCGACGUGGGUCAACCCACCGGCUGCGGCGGGGUCGUCGGCUUCGGCCAUGGCGGCAGCGGAAGGCGGACGGGCGGGUCGCGGGCGGGCGGUCGCGAGGCGAAAGGCGAAUGA